Lolium rigidum is the source of this 640-nucleotide messenger RNA. Its product is annotated as major pollen allergen Aln g 1-like. The record is from RefSeq and is a predicted model, not a curated record. Gene Ontology annotation, molecular function: abscisic acid binding; protein phosphatase inhibitor activity; signaling receptor activity. Gene Ontology annotation, biological process: abscisic acid-activated signaling pathway; defense response. Bases 71 to 562 code for a protein of 163 amino acids. Lineage: Eukaryota; Viridiplantae; Streptophyta; Magnoliopsida; Poales; Poaceae. Gene Ontology annotation, cellular component: cytoplasm; nucleus. The transcript has a single exon.
CACGAGCAUCAGCUACCACGAGUCUGAGAACUUGCCAGCAUCCAUCAGUGUACACUUACGGUCUGUCAAAAUGGUGGCUGAUUGUGUGAUCACCAACGAAUGCGCCCUGGCGGUGUCAGCCGAAAGGAUGUGGAAGGUGAGCUGCUCCGGCGAGACCUUGCUCAAGGCCUGCGCGGAUUUCUUUGUCGCCGUGAAUGUGGAGGGCGAUGGUGGCCCUGGCAGCGUCAUCACUUCGACGCUCAGCGCCGCGGCAGCCGCUGCCUCAGGUGGUAGCUUCGUAAGGGACCGCGUGGUGGCGCGCGACGACGCGGCGCGGGUGCUAAGGACUGAGGUGCUGGAGGGCGGAAAGGUGAGGAACCAGCUCAAGUUUAUGGUGAACGAGGUGAAGUUCGAGGUGGCUGGGGACGACGCCUGUGUGGCCAAGUUUAGGGUGGAGUACGAGAGGAUCGACGGCGACGGUGCGCUGGCACCGGAGGACCAAGCGGUGAUUGUUGAGGGUUACCUCGGCAUCUUAAAGGCGAUUGAGGCCUACCUUGUCGCCAACCCUUCCGAAUACGCCUAAUUCAACACAGAAGAGAAAGAUGACGGUGAUUAUGGAGUCAUAGCGAAGAAUAAAGAAGUAUAAGGGGUUUGAUGUUUA